Molecule: messenger RNA, 587 nt
Organism: Arabidopsis thaliana (thale cress)
Lineage: Eukaryota; Viridiplantae; Streptophyta; Magnoliopsida; Brassicales; Brassicaceae
Exons: 1
Coding region: 132-428 (98 amino acids)
Source: RefSeq, marked reviewed
AUCGAUCAUCACUCACUCACUUCUUCUUCUACUUAUAUAAAUCCACGUUCAAGAACUUGCAAAUUAGAGAACCAAACUUUGAUAUUUAAAUCAAAUCCGAAAGACAUAAUAAAAAAGAAGAAGAAGGAAAUAUGGUAAGAAGAAACGCAGUUCAUGCCAUGUCAAGUCUUCCGUCAAGGUCCUGGUGGCCGCAACAACGAAGGAAAGGAAAACGAGUCGUCGUGCGGUUAGGAAACCGGCGACGAGGGUUUUUGGUGGGGCCACCGCGGAUGGUUAUGCAGAGAUGGAGGAUGAACAUGGGAAAGCCGAUGAAGAUGAUGAGAAGUAUCAUUUUGGGGAUACUCUCAAAUGGUGGAAAUGUUAAGUUCUUAGAUGCUUACCUUUGGUCUUUACCAAUCUUACGUCCUCACUUGUUUCCACUGUGUUGAUUUUUGUAAUACCAAUUUCUACUUGUGAGACUGUAAUAUUUAUUUAUCUUGUUCUUAUUUUUUUUGUGUGAAUCAAAAUAAUCGGCUUCAUAAUAAAUCUUUAUUCUUGCUAGCUUCUUCUUUAAGAGUCGAGGUUAAUGAAAACAACUAGUUUUGAGU